This is a messenger RNA of Beta vulgaris subsp. vulgaris (sugar beet), 893 nucleotides long. RefSeq names its product 60S ribosomal protein L11-1. The transcript has 5 exons. NCBI's taxonomy places the organism in Eukaryota, Viridiplantae, Streptophyta, Magnoliopsida, Caryophyllales, Amaranthaceae. Gene Ontology annotation, cellular component: cytosolic large ribosomal subunit; ribosome. The coding region runs from base 159 to 707 and encodes 182 amino acids. Gene Ontology annotation, biological process: translation. The record is from RefSeq and is a predicted model, not a curated record. Gene Ontology annotation, molecular function: structural constituent of ribosome; RNA binding.
AGAAAUGAACCCAUCUAAAAUAAAAGGGCACAAUAAAAACCCUAGCUCGCCCUUCGCUUCCCAUUAGGGUUUUUAUUCUUCUCCUCCGCAUCGCACACAAACACUUUCUCUCUCUCUCCCCUUCUUCCUCAUUCGGCUGCUACUCCCAACUCACAGAAAUGGCGCCGGAGAAGAAGCUUUCGAACCCUAUGAGGGACAUCAAGGUCCAGAAACUUGUUCUUAACAUCUCAGUUGGUGAAAGUGGUGAUCGUCUCACCAGAGCUGCAAAGGUUUUGGAGCAACUCAGUGGUCAGACUCCUGUUUACUCCAAAGCCAGGUACACUGUCCGAUCCUUCGGUAUCAGACGUAAUGAAAAGAUUGCUUGCUACGUGACUGUCAGAGGUGAGAAGGCAAUGCAGCUACUUGAAAGUGGUUUGAAGGUCAAGGAAUACGAGUUGCUGAGGAGGAACUUCAGUGACACCGGUUGCUUCGGUUUUGGUAUUCAAGAGCACAUUGAUCUUGGAAUUAAGUAUGAUCCUUCUACUGGUAUCUAUGGUAUGGACUUCUACGUUGUGCUCGAGCGUCCCGGUUACCGUGUGGCUCGUCGCAGAAGGUGCAAGGCCCGUGUUGGAAUCCAGCACAGAGUUACCAAGGACGAUGCCAUGAAGUGGUUCCAGGUCAAAUACGAAGGAGUUAUCCUCAACAAGGCCCAUAAUAUUGGUUCUUAAGCUUUUGCUAGCUUAUCUCUUAUGUUAAAACUUUUGGUAUCUUAGCUUUUAUCCCAGUACGGCUAAAUUGCAUUAUUAGUGAAAAAGGGUUCUUGACGAUUUUGUAGUUUGUUUCUUGUACUGCUGGAUCAAUGGUUCUAGAAUUUUUGAAUUUAUGUUGCGUUAAUUAUACUAUCUUUACCAUGA